GGUCACACUUGCAGUUUUGAUGAGCAACAACCACCGCCUUGCGAUGAGCCUGGACAUGUCCGAGAUAAUCGAAUUCGUGCUGCCGGCCAAUAGCGAUUAUUCGGACGAUGACAACGGUGGAACCGUUCGCCUGAUGGACGCCAGCGAGGAUGCCACCUACGUGGUUCUGGACAACCUGGGCAACGAAUACGAUGAGGAGUUUCUGAUCGUCAACGAGGACGGCGUGGAGGGCGAGCUGCUGGUGGACGAGGAGCUGCAGGGUCUUCUGGUGAGCUCCCGGUUGAAGGAAUCGCCGCUGGACGAACAGGGGCCGCAGUAUGUUGUCACGGAACUGCAGCUCGAGGAAAUGGGAGAGCUGGUGGAGGAGGAACAGGAGCUGGACUAUGGCGACUACGAGCACGAACUCAACUACAGUCACCCGCACGCUUCCGAAAGGGAGGAAGAGGAUCUGGAUAUGGAUCCACCGUCGUCACCCUCCCUGCCACCAUCGCCGCCACAGCCGCCGAAGCCUGCUGUCCAGCCCGCCAGCAAAGCGAGAUCUUCAUCUGCCCUCCAGAUCGCCAUACGCAGCUUUGCCGGCCAAAAUACGGACGACGAUGGCAGCGUCAAGGAUGUGAAGCCAAGCGAAAAGAUGCUGGAGGAGUUCAAGGGACCGCGACGCUACCUGCUUUUCGACGACCUGAUAGCAACCAUUGUGGACUUUGACGAGGACAGCACACCCAUUGUGGAGUUCUCCAUGAUCAGUGACAUGCUGGACGAAAAGCUGCCGGUGGAGUGUGGCAUUUGUCCAGAUGUCAUGCACAAAACGAAGCUGUCCAAGCACCAGAAGACUCAUCUGGUGCCCGGCACCAAUCGCUAUGCCUGCAUCUACUGCACGGAGACGUAUCGCGACUGCAAAUACCUGGCCGGACAUGCGCGGCGCCACAUGGGCAUCCGACCGUACGUCUGCGAACUGUGCACCCUAUACUUCUCCACCAAGCAGGAUCUACGCGUGCACAAUCAGCGCCGGCAUCUGGAGAAGGAGCACAUAUGCGAAAUGUGCGGCAAGACAUUCGCCCAGAAUACCCAGCUGAAGCGGCAUCGCGAGGCGACGCACGAGAAGAAGCGGCGAUUCCAGUGCCAGUACUGCCAGAAGGCCUACUACAAGAAUUUCUCUCUGCAGGAGCACAUUCGCAAUGUUCACAUGGGCAAGCGAAGGAUGCUCAAGUGUCCGUUCUGUGGCAUGCAGUGUCGCGAUGCCCACAAAAUGGCCCGUCAUCGUAAGGAAAUGCACCUGAGUCAGGGCACGUAUGUGUGCCAUUUGUGCCAAGAGGAGUUCACCGACAUCAACUAUUUCGAUGCCCACAAGCGAUCGAUUCAGUGCCGUAGCAAUACUCGUCGCUUUGUGAAUGGUGAUGAGAAUCAAGGUGGAUCCGGUUCGGGUUCCAUUUCGGGUCGCAUUAUGGACGGCCAGGACGACGAGGAGGACGGUAUGGGCCUGCUGGAGGAGGAGUACGACGAGGACGACGGCCUGCUGGUGGAGGAUGGUCACGCGGAGGAGCAGGGCUCGUCGUCCAAUCGGCAUUAUUUGACCGAGGGCAAGCCGCAAUAUGUGCAAAUGUCGGAUUACGAUGACCAGCGCCUGCUGGUGGAGAACGUGGUGGGCGAGGACAUCGACGAGGAUGUAGAGGAGGAGGAGCUGCUUACCGAGGAGCAAUACUUUAACGCUGUCCAACAGCAUCACCAGCAGCAGCAGAACCAACAUCAUGGCCAUGGGCAGGACUACAACGACGAGCUGAUAUAUGAAAUCACCUUGAAGACUGAGGAUAAUUGAGUGCCGCAAACCCCGCGCAAAUAUUGUAAAUAGUUCCAAAGUAAACACUAUCAUGUAAAGAA
Drosophila yakuba is the source of this 1875-nucleotide messenger RNA. Its product is annotated as zinc finger and SCAN domain-containing protein 21. The coding region runs from base 20 to 1813 and encodes 597 amino acids. The transcript is spliced from 2 exons. The record is from RefSeq and is a predicted model, not a curated record. Lineage: Eukaryota; Metazoa; Arthropoda; Insecta; Diptera; Drosophilidae.